AUGUUUUAUCUAAGUGUGCAGGAGAAAGGUGCAGGCAUUGUUGUAAUCAGCUGGAUUUGCCUAGCUGUUCUUUGCGCGGCAUCUACAGCACCUUGUGACAAGACUCGGAGAAUAUUCACGGAACCGAGCGGGGUUAUCACUGAUGGACCUACUACUUCUAAUUACACACAAGAUUCACACUGUGAGUGGCUUAUUAAAGCUAAGAAUAGGAGUCAGUAUAUUACUUUGAGUUUUCUUCGCAUGGGUACAGAAUGUUCCUAUGAUUAUGUAUUUGUUUAUGACGGUGAUUCAUUUGAUGCACCAUUACUUGGAAGUUUUAGUGGGAAAACUGAGCCUCAAAAUGUUACCGCAUUUAGUGGAUAUAUGUUAAUAUUACUGUAUAGUGACACUAAUUAUGUACUGGAUGGAUUUCGAGCGACAUAUGCAAUCCAUAGCUGCCCCAAUAACUGUACAGGCAGAGGACUUUGUGUAACCAAUAAAUGUUUUUGUGUCGGCAACUGGGGCGGCAAGGAUUGCAGUGUGGAGCUGUGUCCUAAUGCGUGUUCUGGCAAUGGAAACUGCAAAGGAGACAAAUGUGCAUGUAAAAAAGGGUAA
Molecule: messenger RNA, 594 nt
Organism: Arctia plantaginis
Lineage: Eukaryota; Metazoa; Arthropoda; Insecta; Lepidoptera; Erebidae
Source: the annotation of a GenBank genome assembly